Messenger RNA from Acanthopagrus latus (yellowfin seabream), 8026 nucleotides. RefSeq names its product retinoid x receptor, beta a (gene rxrba). The transcript has 13 exons. Gene Ontology annotation, molecular function: nuclear receptor activity; nuclear steroid receptor activity; zinc ion binding. NCBI's taxonomy places the organism in Eukaryota, Metazoa, Chordata, Actinopteri, Spariformes, Sparidae. The coding region runs from base 473 to 1885 and encodes 470 amino acids. Gene Ontology annotation, cellular component: nucleus; RNA polymerase II transcription regulator complex. The record is from RefSeq and is a predicted model, not a curated record. Gene Ontology annotation, biological process: positive regulation of transcription by RNA polymerase II; retinoic acid receptor signaling pathway; anatomical structure development.
GUUUUGCAGAUACUGUGUGUUUUGUAUCUUGGUCUGCUGCUCCUGCAAGUAUAGAAACAUAUGUGCAUAAUUAAUUUGAUGUUUUAUUUUUAUUUUAUUUUUAUUUUUUUCGCAGGAUCGUAACACUGGUUUGUUUCCCAGCUGAGCGGCUCCAUCAGUGCCCCACAGUAACCUCUGCAGCAGCUGACACACUGAGCUGAACUCGUCUUGACCUCUUGACCUCAUGUGUCUCCCUCAGUCUGUGACAUGCGAGGCACAACAUGACCACACAAGUCUUCCUCCUGCCUUGAAAAAAAAAAAAGUCAGCCUGCAAAGUGUUUUGCAGUGAUUCCGGGCCAAUGUUCAACUCCCCGUUUUUGGUUUCCCAAAACAACUCCGGCCCGGGCCUCAGUCCGCGGUCUAGAGUUUGACAGCGGGCUGUUUGAGACGGAAGCACGUCGGUGUGUUGCUGUCAGCCAGCCCCUCCACCACCAUGGGAGACAGCAGAGAUUCUCGCAGCCCAGACAGCUCGUCUGUCUCCUCCCCUCCGUCGGGCCAGCGCUCGCCUCCGCUGGUUCCCUCGGCUGCAGCUUCCAUGACCUCCCUCCCUCCCAUCACCACCUCAGGGGUCAACAGCCCCAUCAGUAGCAUUGGCUCCCCCUUUUCUGUCAUCAGCUCUUCUCUGGGCUCGCCAUGCCUGCCUGGCACACCGUCGGUUGGUUACGGCCCCAUUAGCAGCCCACAGAUCAACUCAACAGUGUCCAUGUCGGGGCUCCAUGCAGUGAGCAGCUCUGAUGAUGUGAAACCUCCGUUGGGCUUGAAGCAGCUCUCGUCCCACAGCCCAGGGCCGAUGCUUUCCCAAAAACGCCUGUGUGCCAUCUGUGGAGACAGAUCCUCUGGUAAACACUACGGUGUCUACAGCUGUGAGGGCUGUAAAGGCUUCUUCAAGCGGACCGUGCGCAAAGACCUGACCUACACCUGUCGGGACAACAAAGACUGUAUGGUGGAUAAGAGGCAGAGGAACCGCUGCCAGUAUUGUCGCUACCAGAAGUGCCUGGCCAUGGGCAUGAAGAGAGAAGUGGCCAAGAUGAACGACAGAUCUGUCCAAGAGGAGCGACAGAGGAACAAGGAACGGGAAGGCGAGGUGGAGUCGACUAGUGCAGUGAACGAGGAGAUGCCAGUAGAGAAGAUUUUGGAAGCAGAGAUGGCUGUAGAGCAAAAGACGGAGCUUCAUGCUGAUGGAAGCUCAGGCGGCAGCUCUCCCAACGACCCUGUCACCAACAUCUGUCAGGCAGCAGACAAGCAGCUCUUUACCCUGGUGGAGUGGGCCAAGAGGAUCCCUCACUUCUCUGAACUGCCCCUGGACGACCAGGUCAUCUUGCUCCGUGCUGGCUGGAAUGAACUCCUGAUUGCAUCGUUCUCCCAUCGCUCCAUCUCUGUGAAGGACGGGAUUCUGCUGGCCACCGGCCUGCAUGUCCACAGGAACAGUGCUCACAGUGCAGGUGUUGGAGCCAUCUUUGACAGGGCGCACAAUGCUGAGGUUGGGGCCAUAUUUGACAGAGUUUUGACAGAGCUUGUAAGCAAGAUGAGAGACAUGCAGAUGGACAAGACAGAGCUGGGCUGCCUUCGAGCCAUCAUUCUGUUCAACCCAGAUGCUAAGGGUUUGUCCAACUCCAGUGAGGUGGAGCUCCUGAGAGAGAGAGUGUACGCAUCUCUCGAGUCCUACUGCAAACAGAAGUAUCCUGAUCAGCAGGGCAGGUUUGCAAAGCUCCUUCUGCGGCUCCCAGCACUGCGCUCCAUUGGUCUGAAGUGCCUGGAGCACCUGUUCUUCUUUAAACUGAUUGGUGACACGCCCAUCGACACCUUCCUGAUGGAGAUGCUAGAAGCGCCUCACCAGCUCACCUAGGGGAGCCAGGUUCGGUCCGGUCAGGAUCCGACGUACACCAGGAUUAUCAACAAUGUCGACCCGUGUUGGGUUGUCGGCUCUUCUUGUUGGGCCUCGCUUAACUGCAGCACCCGCUGGUUUUAAUGUACCGGCUGUACAUUUGUACACACACACAAAAAAAAACAAAAAAACACAUAUUCUCUGUCAGAGGCUAAUUAUCAUCACACGCAGAUCUUAACUUGCAUCCAUGACUUGACAUAAAACAGAACUAUGGCUCUGAAUUGCUAAUAUGCUAACACACACACACACACACAUUUUCAACAUCUUUCCCAUAUUCAGUUUUCCACCAUAGGGGUUAUUAUGACUCAAGGAAUACAUCCCCUUUUUAUCACACAUAAACAGUUAAUGUCUUAAUUUUAAGUUAGCCUUCAGUUUUCACAUCUUCAUCUCACAGUGGGUUUUUGCUUCUGCGUAACUGGUGAACUUCCCCUGUUACACUGCUAGCUGCACCUCUGUAUAUUAUAUCCAUCACUAGCCAGUUAGUUAUUCAUGUAUGGUUUUAGCUUAAAUCAGGUGCGUAGCAUUUCAAUCAACUGUCCUCCAUCAAAAAAAAUCACUUCUUAUUGGCCAGGAGGUGUCCUUUAAUGGACAGGCAGAAACAUCCUCCAAGUGAGUUUAUCCAGUCUUGUAAACAUUGAAAUAUUUUAUGCUUUUUUUGAAUAUUCAUGCUGAAACUUGUUUGAGUUUCUAUUUUGAAGUACUGUACUCAUGAAAUGAGAGCUUUUUCCAAGGCAUUGAAAUCCAGGAAAAGGGGGUUGGGAGCACUUUGUUGAACAGAAAAACUUUGUCCCUCCCACUCUGAUGCGCACAGCGGGCUUUGUAAGACAAGAAGAAUGACUUGAAUUUAUUUUUUUUUUCCUAGUUUUGAUUUUAUCCUUUUUCUCUUUUGGCAGUUGUUUGGUAUUUUAAACCGCUUGAGGCUCACGGGAAGUACAGCUUCAUGCGAGAAAAAAUCUUAUUUGUUAGUCUUUUAUCUCCCGUUUCCCCCAAAAUCCUCCCUUCGUUGGUGGUCAUUUAUGCACUUUUGUGAGUUGUAACUGUGUAAAUGUUCCUGUUUCCUAAAAAAUGACCAUCUAUUCUCAGACACCUAAGACGACCCUGAAGGUACUAUGUGUAGGGUUUUCACAUUAUUGCAUCGUUUUUCAGGUCAGAUGUGAUGAUUUGUUAUAUAACUUGCCUAAUAAUUGGCCACUCCCCGUACAGAUGAUGACCAGGUUUCAGAAUUAGCACUAACCAACCAUCAGAUGGCUGAAAAAGUUGGCUGCAUCAGGUAUGUUAGUCUGUCCUAACACCCUGCUCAGCUGGAUGUAAAUUAUACUUGAUAGGUUGCUCUUUAUUCCAAAAAUGUUAUGUGUCACUUGUUCAUUGGCCAUGGUGGAGAAAAAUGAAUUCUGCUUAUAACUGGUCAGCCUUUAUUUCAGUUGUGUGUCCUACUGUUCAGCGAGACUAUAGAGUUCAUAAGUAACUGUGACGUUUGACCGCUCUACACAGGAAUAAUUGAAGUGUCCUUGUACAAGAUACAGAAGUGGUGUGAGAUACAUUGCUUUGCAUUGGAGAUGCUGCACUCUGUCUCCUCUAUACAGUGAGAGGGGCAUAAAAACAGAUGCUUGUUUUGUGCUACACAAUAAACAGCAGCAGAGAAGAGAAAUGUAAAGACAAGCUGAAAUUAGCUGACAGAGGCAAUCAUGCAACGUUUAAUUUUACAGUAGUCAGUGGGUAUCACAUAUGGCUUGGUGGUGUUUGAAUCACAUCAGACCUCUUGUGUCAUAUUACUGUAAUGCAAUAAUGAAAUAGGUUAGUCCUACAUAAUGGAAAUCCUACACUUACUACCUGCUGCUUUGGAAACUUUAUUUAGUGUAUAUUGGCUCAAUGCUUGCCACUUUUGUACAGUAGAUGUAAAUAAUAAAAAAAAAAAAAAAAGAACUACACAGGAGUCAUGCGGAAACAAAGGCCUGUUCACACUCACAUGAAUGUGAAAUAUGUGGCUCCCAAAAAAAGAAAAUUCAAAGCUCUAUUUUUUGCUGUUGAAUCAACAUCCGACUUGUAAUGACGUCACUAUUAAAUUGUUAUUGAGCCCAGGGCCAAACCACACCUCACCGCUGCUUUUGCACCAACUUCUGCCAAUGUUUCCUGUUGUUCCUGGUGAUUGAUUGGCUAGAUUUCCUUGACAACGGCACUUGACAUUUACUGUGAUUGAAAUUUGUGGGCAAGUGCAUCUGAGCAUUGCAGUGAAAAGUCAAAUGCAGCUACUACUGGAUCAGGAGAAAUACAGUAAACUAUGAAUUGAACCGUCUUCAUGCGCUCAAAGGCGAGCAGUACUGGGGUACACAAAGAUUUAUGACCAUUUUUGUUCGUAAAGUAUUUAAGAGUGUUGGCGUUCUGAGGUAUAUUUGCCUUCUCAUUAGUCGCCAAAAUUGAUAGUAAUUAGAAACAUUUUACAGUAUCAUUCUACAGGGAAGAGGUACAGCUGUCCUCUACCAGGUGCUAAAUAACUAACAUGGUCUUUUAGUUUAAGACUUGCACAUUUUCAUCAAUGCAAACACAGUAUGCAAGUACACAGACAAAUCAGAAAGCCAUUCUCCACUCUUUCAACAGGUCUGCUCAAAAUGUAGAUUUCCCUCUUAGAUUUCUUUUUUCCUUUUGUUAUCUUAUGACCCCUGACUUUAUCACAGAAUCCCAACUAGAGAAUAUGAACACCAGCGAAGUCCUUGUACUUUUUGGCUGUGGCAGACAAGUCUUUGUACACAGCCAGUGAGUUUUGUAUUUUAGAAAGCAGUUAAGCUGGUGGAAGCAAUGAAAGUAGCUGCUGAAUUUUGGGGUCCACCAGCUACUUUGACCAGAAUAAGCAAUGAGCUUCCUGCCCUGCAGAUUGUCCAAAUACGUCUUCUCAGAGAGGAUCCUUGGCCUCCCCCAUGUGAUGUGGACUUGGGAGGCUUGCAGUAUGAUGGCCUGUAUGACAGGUGGUCUUGUUUAACAUGUCUGUACGUUGGUCUAACCAUAGAGUUUGGUGUUGUUUCAGUUUCUCCAUCCAUGCAUACAUAUGUCCUAAUCAACAAAGUAGUCUCCAGGUGGCCAUUCAUUUCCUACAUGCAGAGAAAGUUCAGCCCCUUGUCCACCACUUCUUAAUCAUUUUUGUUGUUGGCAAAGAAAAACAAGGUCGUGGCAAGCUUGUGUUUUAUUUUACAGGCACCAAUAUCUGCUACCAUUGUCUUGUACUGUAUAUGCUGCAGUAUGAUCUUAGUGCUUUAGUGAAUUGAGUUGGUUCAGGUGGGCUAAUACUAGCAGUCUGAGUUUGGAGUGAAAAUGACGUUGUGGCCACAGGGCUUUAAGGAUUUGAGCUCAGCUAUCCUAAAACAGUUGGGCGGUGGAAUGAAGUUUGUGAGUGCAACUCAAAAUGAGUUUCUUCCCUCUUGUCUCUCAGAGAGAAGGCCGACUUUAGGAUGUGUGCUUUUGUGAAUAAUCUCAUCUUCUAUUAGGUUGAUAUCUCAGUAACUUUCUCUGCAGGAUUUUAUUUUUAUAGCUUCCUCUGUUGAAUGUUUUAAGCCUGCUGCUACUGCAUCAUUUUAAUAGCUAGGGAUGGGAAUGGUCACACAAUCAGUCAAGUGCAGGAUAAUCCACUAGUUGGUGUAAAAAAAAAAAAAAAAUAACAAACAUGAAUGAUGGAGCAAACACCAGUCUUUGUUGAUGACGCAUCAAAAAGUCAAAAUAUGCAACUUGUAUAUUCAUAUUGUGGUAACAUUGUAAAACAGUUGUCAUGCAAUAUGUGCAUUGUGUUUCUGGCAUUCGUCAGUUUUAGCUUAGUCAGUUUCAUUAAUUGGCCGUGACGUUACGUAGAAUUCCCAUCCCUCCAUAUAACAGCAAAGCAUUUAAGUUCUGCUAUAUCAUUUUUAUAUUUCUUCACAUUUUACUAUGAGCUUAGGUCAUUUAGAGGAUGAUAAACAGUAAACAAAAGAAAUCUAUACAGUCAGUGCAGGUUCUGUCUGCUAAGAUGCUUUAAGCUUUGCUUGCCAGGCAGACUGUUUGAGCAGGAGCUGGUGGUUGGAUAUGUCAGUUUUUUGUUAGCAUUUGUUAUAGAGCAUAUGUGGCCACAUGUGUGUGCUUUUAUGCACAUGUGUAUGGAAUCUGUUUGCAGCUACGCCUUUUGACUGGCAGAUCCUAUAGCUUUGGCUGUGAUGUGCUGAGUGCUGUUAAAUUGAUUUCUUGAGCAAAAUAAUGAAAGGAUGCACAGAGGAAAAGAAACCAAGCUGGAGGGAUGAUGAACUGGCUUGUUGACCUGAUGCUUCAUCAACACAACCCAGCCUCCUCCCUUCCUUCACUUUGCCCUGUCUCCACUGCUUUACUUUAAACUUAACAAAUGAUUCUUCACUCACCCAUGUGGGCUGAAAAUUACUGGGCUUAGCAUUGGAAUGGACUUUCAACAAAAACCUAUGAUUCUUGGACUGUUAGAAAAGGAUGUGAAGCUUUUCAUGGGACAAGCAUUGGAGAGCUGUAAGGAAGGGAUUCGGUGCCGUGUCCCUCUUUGCUUACUUUACUUGACGGCAGAGCAGCGACGAUCUGCUGGAUCGCACCGCACUGCCCACAAAUGUUUGUCGUUGCAACCGUGUGCACUCAAGGCAGACGCAUGCUGUGACCUUUUGACUGUGUAGCAGUAUUGUUGUCGCCAUCUUUGUUACAUUUUGAAAUUAUUCGCUUUUUUGAAAAUAAAGAACAUUGAUUGGUAAAUAUGCUUUUUAUUAAAUGGAUCGCAGGCUGUGACUGAAGAAUUGGUCAUCAUAUAUAUAGAUAAGAUAUCAGGGUGGCAUUUUUACCUAAUGACACAGGCCCCCUGGAGCCAAGGCCCAUCCCAUAACGAUCAAUGAGGCAGUGUGUGCUAUGCAGCCUUGAACCCUCACUGGUUUAUUUAUCACUGCCAAGCUGUUUGCGGAUGUGGCCGUUUGAAAUGCAGGGCCACUCAGUCCCCAGUGCUUGUUUUUCAUGUAUGUUGUGAUUAUUGUGCUGUGCACUAAAGAGUGUGCGCUAACCUUGGCCUGUGUUGUGCAUACUAAAGAGGGGCCCUAAUAGGAAUGGAAUGACAGCUCGUGUGGAGAGGGGAGGAUUGGUCACUGGAGGGAGAAGUAGACCAGUGUGUGGUCCCCUCUGGGUGCUCAAGCUGUGCAUUGGUGCUUUUUUAUGGGGUCCCCCGGCUUGAAAAUGUCUGCUUCGGUUUCCAAGACACAGGGAAACGCAUAUAUGAGUGAGAUGCAAAUAAGGAAUGAUUUAACAGGGCUAGCCUAGCCUAGCCCUUGACCUGCUCUUCUUCAGUUACAUUUGGUUGGGUGUUUACUGCAACUGGCUCCACUGCAACCUGUUGUGUGUUUCAUGUAUCGGAGUUGGCUGUCGCUGGAUGCUACUACCAGCAAUAAAAACAAAAUCUUCAAAAUCUGUUUUAAAUAACGAGGGAGAAACUGUGGCUCUAAUCGUGGAUAAAGGUCACGAGAAUCCACAGUUGUUGUUGUUUGCAGGAAACUCCUCUAAGCAGAAUGUGGUUGCAUUGAAUGAACUUGAUGGAAGGAAUCAACUGAAUACGAUUGGUCUCUUUCAGUAGAAGGUUGUUGUUCGGCUUCAAGAUUGGAGGAAUUGUGAAGGGUGAUUCAGACAGAAAAGAAGGGCAGGGACUUAACGAACUCUGAUCAGGUGUUCAUUUGUUGAUCGAGAAGAAAAAAAAAACAGAAAACUAUUUUCCAGUAGAUCUAGAAUCUUCCUUGAUUGUUUACUCUUCACCAUAGAAAAAAAAUUCACACACUGUUUCUUUGUCUGGUUUCCUGUCUCCUUCUCCGACUAUGCUCUUCAUCUUUUGUUUUUUACAAAGUAUUAAACAAAUACAAGAACUGUAAAAUCAGAAUGGAAUCUGUCACUCUUAUUUUUGAUUUUUCUCUCUUUCUCUCGUGUCUGUUCUUUGUCCUGUUUGUAUCCUAUUCCAUCAUACAUGUGGAGCUGAUUGACUAUUGUGUGCUUCGGGGAUUGAAAGAAGAAAAAAAAAAUAUGAAUAAUUUUUUCAGUCAUUAAUUCUGAAUCUUGUUUCUGUUUGUUGUAUCAUGUCCGAGUAAAGGUUUUAAUACUGUA